Messenger RNA from Nasonia vitripennis (jewel wasp), 1116 nucleotides. It is a transcript of the gene Or56, whose product is annotated as odorant receptor 56. Lineage: Eukaryota; Metazoa; Arthropoda; Insecta; Hymenoptera; Pteromalidae. The record is from RefSeq and is marked inferred. Gene Ontology annotation, biological process: sensory perception of smell; detection of chemical stimulus involved in sensory perception of smell. Gene Ontology annotation, molecular function: odorant binding; olfactory receptor activity. The transcript has 6 exons. Bases 1 to 1116 code for a protein of 371 amino acids. Gene Ontology annotation, cellular component: plasma membrane.
AUGAGUGUUUACAUAUCACCGAAUAGAAGUUUCCGGGUUUUGCGCUUUCUUGGUACUCAUUUGCGCAUUUGGCCCGAUGAUAAUAAAAAGUGGAACUUUAAAACAGAUGUUUUCUUUUGGUUUUGUGUAAUUAAUUAUGUAUUGUUAUUGCUGCCGUUGUUCAAUGCUUUGUACUUAAAUCGAAAGAACGUCGUAGCAGCAUCUAAUACAUGGAUCGAAGUAAGCGGUUAUGCGGAAGUGUUAGCUGCAUUUAUUUAUAGUAAAUAUAAAAGAGUUCAGUUAUACGUGCUAUUGUGUGAAGCAGAAAAAUACUUGCUUUUCAAAAAAGUAACAAUAAUAAAGAAGUAUGCAAAUACUUAUGCUAAAAUUUUUUUAUUAGUUAUCGUAUUUUAUCUAUUUACUGUUUUUGUGUAUUGGUCAAUCGAAAAACCAAUCACUGGAUACGAACAUUUAAUAACCACCGCUGUCUAUCCUUUUAAUAUUAGGUCUCAUCCAAUUAAAGGACUGAUUUACUGUAAUCAAACCUUUAAUUUAGUGUACUCAUCCAUUCUUCCAGUUUUCGAUGGAAUUUCCGUUUUAUUAAUAUUCAACUGUACCCAUCGACUAAAAAUUUUGGAACACAAAUUCAAACUUGCAAAAACUUCAUCAGAUCUAUCAGAAUGUGUACGUGAGCACGAUGAUGUUUCACGAACAAUAAAAGAAACGAAUAGCAUAGUACGCUUUUUAGUAUUCAAAACCGUAUGUUCCUUUACGUCGAAUGUUAUACCAGGUGGCCUGCAAAUUUUGAAUAAUGUAGCGUUAUCACAGAGUAUCUGCCAAGUUUGUAUCAUACUACUUGUUUACUCAAGAAUUGUUUUAUGUGCUGAAUGUGCAGGUAACAUGACUGACGCGGGGGAAGAUUUAUUAUUCACUGUCUAUUCAACUUUAUGGUACAAUGAGGAGCCUAAAAUAGUAUCGAUGAAAAUUUUCAUUAUUCAGAAGUGUCAAAAUAUUCCUGCGAUACAUAUAAAAGGUAUAAUGUCAGGUCUUGGUAGAAAAUACUUAUUGACGAUAAUGUAUUCCACUUUUUCCUAUUUAACAACAUUGCGAACAGUUACGAGUGAUGAAAAGUCGUAA